GUUACGUUCGCAAAGUUUCAUAGGAAUUUAUUUACGUUUCUCUUCAUAUAUAGGUGUUAUACGCAAGGGCACUUAGUUUUUUAACUGUGUCCUAAAAAUUUGCUAUGGCUUCAACUAAAACGGAAGUUUUAAAAGUUGUGUAUGAUCUUAUUUGUUUUUUCAUAUUUGUUAUUCCAUUGUGGGUGUACAAUCUCCUGCAUGUCGUUCCACUGAAUAGAUUUGGUUACUUCUGUAGCGAUGACAGCAUUCGUUAUCCUUAUCGUAACAGCUCAAUAUCAUCAGUUGUACUGUUCGUAUCAGGCACAAUUGCUUAUAUAGUUUCCGUUUGUGUAGUGGAGUUGUUGUUAUAUAGAAGAUCACCUAAGACUGGAAACACUUCUGUCUUUCAUCCUAUUGUUGUUAAUGUGUAUAGGAGUAUAGGUUACUUUUUUAUUGGCGCUUGCGUGAACCAGUUUCUUACCGACAUCGGCAAAGAUGCAAUCGGGAGACCUCGCCCACAUUUUCUUGACAUGUGUCAAUCUAAUGUCACUUGUACUCUCGCAAACCAGCAUGUGUAUAUAGAGAAUUAUGUUUGUACCCGAACCUCGCACCCACUUGUUCCACAAUCUGAUUUUAAGAAGAGAAUGUCAGAUUCAAGGAAGUCUUUCCCUUCUGGCCACGCUUCGUUUUCUAUUUACGUUGCAGUGUUUAUGCUGUUGUACCUGGAAUUCCGCUUACGCUCCCAACGUACACGUUUGGUUCGUCACUUAAUUCAAACGGGUAUUGUGGCUUGGGCUGUAUGGGUCUGUUGUUCAAGAAUCUCUGAUUACAAACAUAGAUUUUCUGAUGUAGCUGGAGGGUUAGUCAUUGGUACAGUUACAGCAUUGAUGACUAUGCUAGCAUACACUCGCUCAGUAAGGCUUUACAAUGCAAGCCGAAAUGAGGGAAUAAUAAGCAGUGAAGCAACUCCAUUAUGUGCAGUAAGGAAUGCAGAAAGUUCAAGCUGUUCUUCCAAUCUACACAAUCUGAAUUAAACAAAUGCAAGAGACUUGAUGAUGUGCAGUCCAUGGAGGAAAGGUCUUCAACAAAUAGCAACCGACUGAAUUCCGAGCAUAGCCUGAAACACGUGACAACCCAGUAGUUCCAACUCUUUAUCAUUAACUGUUUUAAACAUACAGUACUGUGGGGUAAGAUGGAUACCGUUAGAACUUACGGAAUAUCCCAUAUUUCCUAAUCGCGUUUUUAACAAUUAACAACGCUUUUUUCAAGUCGUGAGAAUACGCUAUAAAGCUUUGUAAAUAUUCUUUGUUUACUUCCAAAUGGGACGAAAAAAGGCAAGGAAAACCUGGACCAUCUUACCCCACCCUACUAAAUGCUUCUAAAGAGUUGUAAUUUUUACCUUUUGAAAUUGUUGUGUUGCAUAUUAUACUGUUCUAACCAACAUUAUAAAGUGACAUUCAAAAUGAACGCCUGUUAGUUUUAAAGCACCUUUUUAACUCAAAAAACAAAAGUGACAAUUUGAAUAUACAUAUGUACCUUACAACUCAUGUACAUUGCACAUAUAAUCUAUAACCUCUCAUUUUUACCCUUUAUUCCUUAACUCUGUAUUGAAAUUGUGUAAUUUUUAUUGCUUUUUAUAGAAGUGAUAUUAAUAAGUUAUUUUAAAAACACGGCCACACUUAAUGAGGAGGGUAUUCAUUUAUCUGGUGGCCGGUGACUUUUUUAUAACUAAUUUUUAACACAAUCGCCAGACUUUUUAAACAGUAUAUACAGUGGGUAUAAGUGAGACCUAAGGAACAUUUUGAGAAAUUUUCACUGGUCACCAGCUAAACUGCUACAGGAUUAUCAGUUAUAAGUUUAUAUGCCUUCAAUCAAUAGUAGUAACAGUUCCUUGGUAUUUUGGAGCGUAACGUAGCGAUUAAACUUUUUUAAAUACAAAAUAAAAUUACAGAAAAUGUA
Messenger RNA from Ciona intestinalis (vase tunicate), 1938 nucleotides. The record is from RefSeq and is a predicted model, not a curated record. NCBI's taxonomy places the organism in Eukaryota, Metazoa, Chordata, Ascidiacea, Phlebobranchia, Cionidae.